UUUCCCCCCAAUGUGGGGUUGUCCUCGUCGCCGCGCUACGCGGAGCUUCAGGCGACACUCCAGCGAAAGCAAGUCAUCCUCGAGCACCUGUCCAACAAGCCAGCUAUUUGUCUGCAUCAGCGUCGAACUCCGAGCCAGUUUUAUCUUUAACUACACCUGACUCGAUUGCGGAUUUUCUGUCGAUUCCUUGAGCGGAUACUUUGUCGCCCGCCAUGGCCGACAAGAUCCCAGCGGCCCUCCGGCAGGCCGACAUCAACCUUUGGAAAUGCGCGACAAAGGCAGGGCAGCUCCAGUUGGUGAAGCCCAUAAUUACCUAUUGGUGCGAAUACUGGGUGGUCAACCAAAUACUUGCGAAACAACUACAUAAUUCCGACGAUGAAAUCAUGCAGUACACGAUCAACUUGAUGGACAAGCUGGAGCAGACGAAAGCCGAGUACGGAAACGAAGCUGCCAUCUUGGAUGACGCGGCUGGGCAGGCAUACGUCGAGCAAUUCGCACAGGAAACGUUGGAUCGCGCGGAGCGUGUUGUAAAGGCGAACAAAGUCACGCAACAAACGGCGACGACUUUCGACGCGGCUGCUACCUUCUUUCAUUUGGUCAACAUCUGGGGGACGCCGGAUCAGGAGACGCAGCAGAAGAUCAAGUACGCAAAAUGGAAUGCCGCUCGUAUAGCCAAGGCGAUAAAGGACGGCAAAGACCCCAACGAGUCGAACCCAAAGCAUGAGGAGCCUCAACAGCCAGCACUGGAUCUAAGCGAUCCAGAGGUGCAGAUGCUGGGCAGGUCUUCGCCGGCCGUAGCACCGCGGCCAGCAACAGUAGAAGAGGUGCCAGAUGUGGACUUGCGGAGGGAUGCUGCUGGUGUGUCUCUGCCACACAGUCCAGUUUCGGCCGGGCCUUCUCCACCCUCUGAUGGCGAGCUCCGGCUGCCCGGGGUACCUACCGAACUCGGCCCUCCUGCAUCGCACGCCGGGUACUUUGACACCGAGUCCAUGCCAUCACCCAUAUCGCCGCCGAUACACGACUCGCACGGCUACCAGUCUGCACCUGAUCUGCCACCACCUGCCGGAUGGGCGCCACGCCAGCCCAGUCCCGAUAUCCCUCCUCCGCCCCGGGCGGCAUGGUCGCAGGCCCCCGGCGCUCCGCCUCCGCAAACUGGAUGGACACCAAACCCUGUCACCUACCAGCCCCCGGCCCCUCCAACUGCGCCCCCGACGUUUGCCAUGAGCCCUCCAUCAACGGCGGCGGUGGCAUCGCCGCCUGUCAACCCCCCUACCGACCCGUACUAUAUGAACAUGACUCCAACGGCGCACACUUCAAGGCCAGUUGCUCCUCCCGUGGCUCAACCUGCACGAUAUGCACCAGUUCAGCCUGCGGCAACCGUUACUAUUGACGAGGCGGCGAUGGUCGGCGCGCAAAAGCAUGCCAAAUGGGCCAUUUCAGCACUCAACUUUGAGGACGUGUCAACUGCUGUGAAGGAACUUCGAAAAGCGCUGGAAAUGUUGGGUGCGGCUUAACUUGAAGGUCAAAGGCAGGUUGCCAUGCAACGUGAUGUGGCUGCAAUCCGUGAGACACUCCGAGUUUCAGGGUGGUUGUGACGUAUCUUGGAAA
Messenger RNA from Lasiosphaeria miniovina, 1608 nucleotides. Its product is annotated as Vta1 like-domain-containing protein. Bases 213 to 1514 code for a protein of 433 amino acids. The record is from RefSeq and is a predicted model, not a curated record. The transcript has 4 exons. Gene Ontology annotation, biological process: late endosome to vacuole transport via multivesicular body sorting pathway. Gene Ontology annotation, cellular component: multivesicular body. Lineage: Eukaryota; Fungi; Ascomycota; Sordariomycetes; Sordariales; Lasiosphaeriaceae.